Messenger RNA from Penicillium pulvis, 1552 nucleotides. RefSeq lists its product as uncharacterized. Gene Ontology annotation, molecular function: protein binding. Bases 212 to 1552 code for a protein of 446 amino acids. Lineage: Eukaryota; Fungi; Ascomycota; Eurotiomycetes; Eurotiales; Aspergillaceae. The record is from RefSeq and is a predicted model, not a curated record. The transcript is spliced from 3 exons.
CCCUUCAUGGAUUGCCGACAGAUUGUCUAGCUCAAAACAGUUUGGUGCCUAUAUAGCUUCGUUUAGUUCGCAUCUGGAAAGCACAGUGCGCGAGCCAGCGAUGCCUCUUCAACACGCUUACAAGUGAUGUCAUCUGCGUUACUGCAGGCGGUCGAGCAUCAAACAACAUUUGCCUUGACCCGUUGAAACUACCCUGACCACCAUAUACACAAUGGGAAGUGUGGCGCUCUUCCAAGAGCCGAGCGACCGCGACCAUCAAGACCACGAGAGACUGGUUGAUGAGAUUCUUCAUGAACAGUCGUGGACCCAGUCAAUGAAAGACACCUCCAUCCUGGAUAAACUCCCCGCCGAGAUCAUCCACGAAAUCCUCUCCUAUCUGCCCGCCCGCGAUCUUGCUCGCGUGUCUGCAAGUUGUCAAGUACUCUCCGAGCAUGGCUCCGACGACCGACUAUGGGCCAACCUCGUCAACUCCCACCUGCCCUCCUCGAUUUCCGACCCGGGCCCUUUCCCAUCCUUUCGACGCCUUUACCUUGCACACCUAUCAUACUGGUUCAUACCCCAAUACAAAAUCUGGUUUGCGGAUAACGAGCACACGGGCAACUUGAUUCUGGCUCGUUAUGAUAACCGAAGAGGGGUUAUCGAAGCCUACCGAUUGAUCGCAGAUCGAGGCAGCCCCAACUUUCAGAUGUGGCAGUCGAACCCUGAUGUCAUGAUUCAAUCGUUCGAUCCCAAAGUAGUCCUGUGGCUGGACGACCCUGUGCUGUUUAUCAAAGACCCAGCGCCUAUGGAACCCAGGGCUGCUUGCCAGACUUGGAAGAUGGAGCGUCAAAUGCCAAUGGCAGCGGAAUCACAGAGUGUUUUCAGCUCAAUCUUAUUGUGUCCCAAAGAAGACCCGCAACCUCAGAUUAACCAAGGACCAUUGUGGCCUCCGGUGACCAUCCCCAGUGAGCACCGUAUACGCAGAGAGAACUCCCCACAGAGAUUGCCGGAUCCUAAAUGCGCUUCUGGAGCCUCCGAGAGAGCAUUUCGCAUUCGGAGGUGGGCCAAUUUCCAUGGAGUGCUCUCCCCGGGACGCAACGAAGCACGGACAACGUACGCUACCCUUGAUCCGAGCUUGUAUGUACCAACGAAAGAGAGACCGUACCAAGGUAUUUGGGUUGGAGACUACUCAGCUCAUGGGUGUGAGUUCCUUUUGUUCAUUCAACGAGGUGUGCAGAGCCAGGAUGCGGAGGACGGGGAUACGGGUCCUAGCGGAAGCUUGGAAGCAGUCAAGCUUACAGGUGACCCGAAUGUUCCCCGUGGCCAAAUAUCAUUCGUGGCAAACGAUAUCGGUCCUGGAGGCCUCGUUCGUGUAGACGACAGGGAACCGUUUGAGAAUGCACGUAUUGUGCGGUGCUUGGGUCAUGUCGCUGGUAUUGGCUUCCAGGAUGAUACGUUCAUCAACUCCGAACUUAUUCUUAUUUCCCCGAACUUUAUAGCACAUUAUUGGAAGGAAAUGGGCCACGUCUCCUACUACCGCCGAGUGGACAUUGAUGCCCUCGUCCAGAUAUGA